UUUGACUUUGGCAGUCAGACACAUUGGCAGGAGUCUGUAUAAAAGCAGAACAGAAUACAAUCGGAGCACAAAAGACGAUUUGGUCUUUGGAAGCUUAUCCAAUAUUUCCUGGCCAUCCAGGGGUGCUAGAAAGGAGCUGGUGAAGUAGAAUUUUGAGAUUUAAACUGUAUCUGCCUUCCAUGAGUGUAAAAUCCUCUACUGCCUUCAGAUCUGAGCGUUGCUUUCAUCAGAACACCACUUCCUCCUCUUCUUCUUCGGGUCCAGCUUUGGAUCAGUACAUGGAUAAAUCAAGAGGUCUCUUUGGGGACGAGUUUGAGAAGUCCUCAAUCCUCCAUGGAAACUUUUUGAGGCCCCGGACUGAGCAACUUGGAUAUUCAGGCCGUCCAGGAAGUAUGGGGAAUGUAAAGACCAUGGGAGACAAUUACCAGUUCACAGUGGAUGUGAGUGACUUCUCACCUGAAGAUAUUAUUGUUACCACCUCUAAUAAUCAGAUUGAAGUUCAUGCUGAAAAGCUUGCUGCAGAUGGAACUGUCAUGAACACAUUCACACACAAAUGUCAGCUACCAGAUGAUGUGGAUCCCACCUCUGUGACCUCCACCCUGGGUGAUGAUGGGACACUGACGAUUAAAGCAAAGAGGCACCCAGCCAAGCACACUGAACAUGUGCAACAGACUUUCCGAACUGAGAUUAAGAUCUGAGCAGGCAAGGGAUGAGGGCUAUGUUAUGGUAAUGCUGGGUGGUGUUUGAUAAUGCCAGUGGUAGUGCUUUGGUCAUGCAGAUGAUUACAUGUGCUGGUGUCUAAUUCACACCUCACUCUGCCAACAUACCAUUGCAAAAUAUCAUCUCAACUCUUGUCGGCAUGGAAAUAUUGAGCAAAGCCUGUGCAAUAAGAUAUUUGACACUUUCUAUCACAUUAUUUAGUAAUUCCAUUUAUAUUAUGUAUCCACGACUAAUCUAAAGUUCACAAGACAGUGGCAGACUUGUUUGAAAGUUUUCUUGUUCCAAAAGGAUCGAUGCUGCCUUCACACGGAGCUGACAAAUUGUGUGAAUGGUCUUGUAUUGUAAGGUAGAAUAGAUCAGAAACAUCGGUUGAUUAUUUUAUCAGUUGACCCCUCCUAGAUUUAAUUUUCCUGUGUAAUGUGGUCUGUAAAUAGGUUUGCAUCAUAAUGCUGUAUUUUCGUUCUUUGACAAAAGAUUAUUUUCUGUCACUUAGACAAGUGUGUAAGAGUGUGUGCUGCUAUUAGGGAAACAGUUUCAGAACACAAGAAUAUAAAACUCUUCGGGAAUAGGAAAGGACCAUUAGGUCCAAUAGCCCUGCCCUUCAAUCACUGAUUAAAUGAAAAGUUAUAUAAUAUGACAAAAUCUCUUAAUCUUCAUAUAAGGCACAAUACUGCAUUGCCUAAUUACAGUCAUACUUAUAGUGUAGGACAGGGUACUCCUCUAAUAUAUUUAAAAUGGCAAGUGUGGAAACAAAUCAUCUGAGAUGCUAGAGUAUGCACCCCCACCUCCCCACCUCACUUUGCCUCCACAUUCCCUCUCCCGACCCCAUAAAACACAGCCCCCUGUUUGUGGAGUGUUGCAGUGUUCACAUUAGUUCCUAUAUUCCCUGAAAUUAAAACAGAGACCACACUUCAAAUAUAAAUGCUUCAUUGGCUGUUUAAGGGCUUAAACAGUCUCACGUAGAUCAUGCGUUCUUUGUCAACAACAUUUGGUCUCUUUUGGACAUGUUGUAAAGGAAAGCACCAAUGAUCCAAUGCUGAAGAUCUUGUAAUGGCAGUUUUAGUGAGGUCACCCAUUGAAGCAAACAAUCACUGGAGUUAAUUUCAACAGGAACAGAAGGAAUAGGCGCAGGACAAGGCCAUGUGGAUGCUACAUUUUCACACACUAUUGAAUAUUCCUUCUCCUUUGUCUCCAAAAAUCUUUCAACAAAUGAGCAUCCAAAGCUCACUGGGGGAAGAGAUUUCCAUCCAUUUAAUUGAAGCCAUUUCUGUUCCUCCGAGUCCCAAAUAGCCAAUGAUUCAUUUUUAACUUUGCGCGCCCUAGUUCACUCCCUAGCCAGAGGAAACAUUCUCUCAGCACUUAAAUGCAUAUGCUUAAAAACUUUUGACAGAUGGAACAAUGUUAAUGAAUCAUGGUUGUUUGAGAUUUCAAUUGAAUCUAUAAAUGCCUUUGAAUCCACACGCAGUUAAGAACAUGCUACUUUGGAAAAGAUCUUAUUAAAAGUUCUUGAUUGCACAUUUUGAUCUCAUUCUAAUGUUUCCUACACUGAUAGUCACUACUGGUAUUGGUGUUUUCUAAAAAAUGUAUUUCUUCUUUCCUAUUAUUGCUAAUAGAAUUCCACUGUCUUUGUGUUAUAAUAAAUAAAUAUACUCCA
This is a messenger RNA of Stegostoma tigrinum, 2374 nucleotides long. It is a transcript of the gene hspb7, whose product is annotated as heat shock protein family, member 7 (cardiovascular). Gene Ontology annotation, cellular component: nucleus; cytoplasm. NCBI's taxonomy places the organism in Eukaryota, Metazoa, Chordata, Chondrichthyes, Orectolobiformes, Stegostomatidae. The record is from RefSeq and is a predicted model, not a curated record. Gene Ontology annotation, biological process: heart development. The coding region runs from base 180 to 698 and encodes 172 amino acids. The transcript has 3 exons.